AUGAAGCGCAAGCUUUCGGAUUCCGGUCUGGAAAAUGACCACCCCGAGGUCUCGACUCCGAAGAGGCCGCGGACGGCGUUGUCGCAGACCAGUGGCGCGCUGAACGGACACGCCCCAACCCACCCUCCCACGAACGGCGAUGACACCUACGAACUGGUCCCGACGCCGCGGAAUCAAUCCACGCCCAAAAAGACCAGCGGGGUAGCCCCGACUCCAUUGAAGGAAUCAGGAUUGAGAACGCCUACCCACAAGUCCAAAGCCCGCUCGCUAUUUGCGACGCCUACGAAGCCGAAGACCGCGACCUCUGCUACUCCGUCCCGCAUCAAGAAUGCAGAUCGCUCUGCGAAGAAGAAGAGCGCCCAGGUGCUUUUUGAGCAGAACGAGGAUGGUGCCUGGGAUGGCUCGGCGCAGCUCGCAGAGGAGAUUCUCCAAGGGGACGAGCCCGAGGCUGAGCAGGACCAGGCUGAUGACGCAGUACUGGAAAGUGUUGAAGGAACUGAGCAAGGGAAAGCCACCGGCAAAGAGGCCAAGGCACCCAAACGACGAGCUGGCCGGCCCAAGGGUGCUAAAAACAAGCGGUCUCCCACCCCAGAGGGCGAAUUGCCUGCACAUGAGCGCUAUUUUUUCCAGAACCGCGCCAAUACCCUCAAGACAUCCAAUACUACUCUCAACAAACUGACUCUCUUGACCCAUGAGGAAUAUUUCGAGAAGUUAGCCCAGUACGUCGACCCGUGCAAGGAAGAGAAAGAGUAUCUACAUUCGUUGCACCAACGGUCAUUUGCGCAGUGGUAUUUCGAGUUCGAAGAAGGCUUCAAUAUUUGCUUGUUUGGCUAUGGAUCGAAACGCAGGCUGGUGCACCAAUUCGCGGACUGGCUCUAUCACUAUCGCUCCGCCGCUGCAAAAACCCCGCCCAUCGUGGUCGUCAACGGCUACACUCCCGGUAUCUCAAUUCGUUCAAUCUUCGCGGCCAUUGCAUCAGCCAUUCUCGGCGAUGCUUUGCCCUCCAAGCUCGGUGCGCAGCCCACCGAGGUCCUGGAGCUUCUGCAAUCGGCGCUUAAAUCGCGGCCAGCUGACGAGGAACCUAUCACGGUCCUGAUCAACUCGGUUGACGCUCCGCCCCUCCGGCGAGCAGCGAACCAGGCUCUCCUCGCCCGUCUCGCUGCAACUCCGCGCAUCCGCCUCCUCGUGACGACGGACACGCCGAAUUUUGCAGUCAUGUGGGAUAUCAGCCUCCGGGACCAGCUGAAUCUUGUGUUCCACGACAGCACGACAUUCACUCCGUUUGCGGUGGAAUCCAAUGUUGUUGAAGAAGUUCACACCCUGCUCGGCCGCAAGGGCCAACGAGUUGGCGGCAAGGAAGGUGUUGGCUUCGUGCUGAAGAGUCUGCCCGAGAAUGCCAGGAACCUCUACCGCCUUCUCCUCACUGAGGUCAUCACCGCCAUGGACGAAGGCCACCUGUCCGACGACGAAGGCCCCGCCGACGGCGGUGGGAAAGGUGCCGACGAGAAUGGUAUUGAAUUCCGCCUCCUGUAUCAGAAAGCGACCGAGGAGUUCAUCGCAUCUUCUGAGAUGAUGUUCCGCACUUUGCUCAAGGAGUUCCACGAUCACCAGAUGAUCACAUCGCGCAUGGACCCCAGCGGCAUGGAAAUACUUGGCGUGCCGCUCUCCCGCGAUGAAAUGGAGGGCGUGCUGGAGGACCUAGUAUUGGGAUAA
This is a messenger RNA of Penicillium macrosclerotiorum, 1713 nucleotides long. Its product is annotated as origin recognition complex subunit 2. Gene Ontology annotation, molecular function: DNA replication origin binding. Gene Ontology annotation, cellular component: nucleus; nuclear origin of replication recognition complex. The record is from RefSeq and is a predicted model, not a curated record. Gene Ontology annotation, biological process: DNA replication. The coding region runs from base 1 to 1713 and encodes 570 amino acids. The transcript has a single exon. Lineage: Eukaryota; Fungi; Ascomycota; Eurotiomycetes; Eurotiales; Aspergillaceae.